AUGGGUAUGUGCAUGAUCAUCGGUAAGGCGAUACCAACUCAUGACAUCAACAUUGCAGAAUGUGUUAACUCUUGCUUGAAGCGUGCAAGACAAAUGCCAAUCACUGUUCUGAUCAAGUUCAUCAGAAACAUGUUUCAGCAUUGGUUCCAUGAUCGAUACGGGGAGGCCGUCAUGGUGACCACGCCCUUCAACCUUUGGGCUGCUAAGCAGUUAAGCAAACGGUUUAAUGAUGCACAUCACUUUGUAGUUAAACCUAUCAAUCGAGUGGAGUUUGAAGUUAAAGGUAGGAAGAUGGAUGGACUUGUAAACUUGUCCAAGAAGACGUGUUCAUGUUUUGAGUUCCAAACAGAUCUAUUGCUAUGCAGCCAUGCCAUUACGACAAUAAGUAAGUGUAAAUGUGAAGUCGUUAAAUUUUACGCUGAAUACAACAAGACAACCUUUUUAGUGGAGGGUUAUGCUGGGUCUAUACUACUGGUUGGGCAUCCAAGUGACUAG
Theobroma cacao (cacao) is the source of this 495-nucleotide messenger RNA. RefSeq lists its product as uncharacterized. Gene Ontology annotation, molecular function: zinc ion binding. Lineage: Eukaryota; Viridiplantae; Streptophyta; Magnoliopsida; Malvales; Malvaceae. The record is from RefSeq and is a predicted model, not a curated record.